This is a messenger RNA of Otolemur garnettii (small-eared galago), 435 nucleotides long. It is a transcript of the gene UBXN8, whose product is annotated as UBX domain protein 8. The record is from RefSeq and is a predicted model, not a curated record. NCBI's taxonomy places the organism in Eukaryota, Metazoa, Chordata, Mammalia, Primates, Galagidae. The transcript is spliced from 4 exons. The coding region runs from base 25 to 402 and encodes 125 amino acids.
CUGCCUGCCGGGGGCUGCGCCACCAUGGCCCUGCGAGGGGUCGUGGGCGUUUUCUUCCUCGCUGCUCUCCCCCUCUUGUGUCUGGAGCUCCGGCGUGGGAUCCCAGAGAUAGGAAUUAAAGAUUUCAUUUUGCUGUGUGGCCGAAUUUUCUUACUACUUGCUCUUCUUACUUUAAUUAUUUCUGUGAUGACUUCAUGGCUUAACUCAUUUAAACCUUCCGAAGUUUAUCUGAAAGACAAUGCCCACAAAUACAUAGAGAAUGUUUUAAAACCUCACCAGGAAAUGAAACUGAAAAAACUGGAGGAGCGUUUUUAUCAAAUGAUGGGUGAAACCUGGAAGUUAAGCAAUGGUUACAAACUUGGGGUCAGAAAAUAUUCUUAUUUUGAUUUUUUUUACAGUUGAAAAUGAUGCUAAGCUAUUAAUAGUCUGUUUUUA